Messenger RNA from Angiostrongylus costaricensis, 1692 nucleotides. The record is from the annotation of a GenBank genome assembly. Lineage: Eukaryota; Metazoa; Nematoda; Chromadorea; Rhabditida; Metastrongylidae.
CUGAGAGACAGGCGAAACGAAGGACUGCAUAGUGUGGUGGUCAACGCGUUAGCCCUCGGAAAGGGUAAUAGCGUGUUCGUUCUUCACCGCAUACAGCUGCGGGACCCUUUCAUGGACGAACCGUCUUGUUCGCUGGCUGUCGACGAUGGCGGCACUCGAAGAGCUCGGUCGGUGACCUCAAGCCGAAUCAGUCUUUUCUUCGCUCGGUCUUUAACUAAACGGCAUGUCGAUCAACAAGAAGCGAUUUGGGAGAUUGUCACCACAGAUCAACAAUUUCUUGUUAACGAUUGCUCAUUUGUCGGUAUUUCCAGACAAACGCAUAAGCCGCUUGACCCUGUGCUCUUAUUGCACGGUUUCGAGGGUAUCAGUGAGUGGUCAAAGUGCUAUAUUCCCUUCAAUCUUGGUCACGACGACAGUCACACUUACGUACAGAAGAAACAAAAGGAUAACGAAUUGUUCAGGGAAUUCGUACAGUGGGCUGAGUCGCAGGAGUCAAUGCGACGGCAGAAGCUGUGCGACACACUGACCAGUCCGAUGCAACGGCUCACCAGAUACAGCCUUCUGUUGAAGGCCGUCCUCUCGAACUCGACCGACGAUCGUGAACGUUUGAUUAUCCAAACAAUGAUCGACCGAACGGAUGCCGCCACUCAACAGUUGAACUUCGAGCUCAACAACAACGACCUCAGACUUCAAAUGGCAGAAAUCAUGAAGAGUAUUGACGGUUACGAUGCAGUCGAUUCCGAAGAUGAACAUUUACAGCUUUUUCCAACGAGGCGAACGACGUUGGAUCUGAUGGCGCCUAUGCCACUCGUGCCUGGGCCACCGCAAUUUCGGAGAGUCAUUCAUCGUGGGAACCUGAAAAUCAGGGAAAGUCGACAAGGACCAAAGAUGGAAAUGCACUGUCUGCUGUUCACAGACAUGCUUCUGCUUUGCAAGACGUCGAAUCGACGAACCGACAAGGGUCUGAGGGUUGCUCGUCCUCCAAUCCAUAUCGCUCAUAUGAUUUAUCAUCCCUUCAAUGACGCCAGUGAGUUUUCUAGAUUAUCACAAAUCCUUACAUAUAGUAGCACUCUGAGGAUGAGUGCCAACGAAUUCAAGCGACUUCAAGGUCGACACAGCGAAUUCGAGAAUUCCUUUUACGACAUGCGAAAAUGGUUCUUAAUUUACUUUAUAUUUUUAAAAUAUUCAUUUUUAACUCAAACAUUUAACCUUCCGCACUGUAUCAGCAGCAUGGACUCACAAGUGGUGGCCGCUCAUGCACACAUCAAUCAAGUUCGUCGAGCUGCAACAGUGUCGUCUACCGAACAACUGGAUCGAAAUCCAGAUUUUGUCGCCUCUUCCAAUGUUCCCUUCCUUCACAAGCUAAGAGUGUCGAGUUGUGCACUAUCAAACAGCAAAAGCAGUGUAGAUCUUCAUAUGACGCUACCGCCAGAAUCAUAUCCUGGCAUAACUCUGCCUGAUGACGCGCGCUUGCUAUUAGAAUUAGGUCCAAGCUUCUCACCAGCGCAACCCAUUUCUAAAGAAACCUUGCGUAGGAUAGCGUGCAGCCUGCACGAGCUCCAAGAUCGACUCCGAAGCAACGCUAGAAUUGAGACACAACAUGGAAAAGAACAACGACCAGCAAGGGCACUACCACCACCUCCAUUUCCUCGGUUAUUCUUUAGACAGCAAGACCCAAACGACGAAGUCGAU